CCAACACUUUGGUGGAAGUGGAAGCUUGGGGUUCACGACAUCCUCCUCUCUCACUCUCUCCAAAUGGUGCAGAGAAUUUAGCCCAAAUCCUCACAUUCCCUCCGUCUUUUAAAAAACGCCCAGCCGUAGCCGCCUGCAGACAGCUGAUGCUGCUAAACAAUCCGUUCUUCUUCUGAGAUAAUAGAGGGGGAUCACAAAAAAACAGGAGAAGAGGUUUAACGGGGUGCGGAGGAACUAACGCAUAGGGUGUUUUUCACUUUUUUUUCUCGUGUAAUAGGGUAUUCCGAAUAAGAGACAAACAUUGCUUGGUGUGGCUGCAUAGCAGAGAAGGCACACGAGGAGGAGACCCGGCGGGAUAUAAUGACUGAGAAAGAAUCGGCAACUGAAAACCUUAUAUCAGAUGCAAUGGCAACUCCUUCUCCUGCCAAAAGUAUGGGUGAGCCCGGGAUCACCCCGCUGUCUCCCUCACACAUCCAGCAGGAGGACACGGACCAGGUCCCCUCAGGCCCCUCCUUCGUGGUGGUGGUGGCCAUCGACUUCGGCACCACCUCCAGCGGCUACGCCUACGCCUUCACCAAGGAGCCGGAGUGCAUCCACACCAUGAGACGCUGGGAAGGUGGAGACCCCGGCGUAUCCAAUCAGAAGACCCCGACCACCAUCCUGCUGACGCCAGACAGGAAGUUCCACAGCUUCGGUUACGCGGCGCGCGACUUCUACCACGACCUCGACCCGUCCGAGUCCAAACAGUGGCUCUACCUGGAGAAGUUCAAGAUGAAGCUCCACACUACCGCGAAUCUGUCCACUGAGACAGACAUCCAGGCAGCCAAUGGGAAGAGGGUGAAGGCCCUGGACAUCUUUGCGUACGCCUUGGCCUUCUUCAAGGAGCAGGCUCUGAAGGAGCUGAGCGACCAGACAGGCGGAGACUUCGACAACAACGACGUGAGAUGGGUCAUCACAGUGCCUGCCAUCUGGAAGAUGCCCGCAAAGCAGUUCAUGAGGGAGGCAGCCUACAAGUCUGGCUUGGUCACCCGUGACAACCCAGAGCAGCUGAUCAUUGCCCUGGAACCUGAAGCAGCGUCUAUCUACUGCCGCAAGCUCCGCCUCCACCAGAUGAUUGACUUGGGCACUCGGACCACUCAGAACGGCCACAGCCCCACCGACAACGUAGGGGGACAGAUGACCCCAGCGAAGGAGCAUGGUCGGCGCAACCGGCAGAGCCGCACAUUUAUGGUGGAAAAUGUCAUAGGAGAGCUUUGGUCGGAGCUGGAGGAAGGUGAUCGCUACGUGGUGGUGGACUGCGGGGGCGGUACCGUUGACCUGACGGUGCACCAGAUCCGCCUCCCAGAGGGGCACCUGAAAGAGCUCUACAAGGCCUCAGGUGGUCCGUACGGCUCCAUCGGCAUCGACUAUGAGUUUGAGAAGCUGCUUUGCAAGAUCUUCGGCCAGGACUUCGUGGACCAGUUCAAGGUGAAGCGCCCGGCCGCCUGGGUCGACCUGAUGAUCGCCUUCGAGUCCCGGAAGCGUGCGGCGGCGCCGGACCGGACCAACCCGCUGAACAUCAACCUGCCCUUCUCCUUCAUCGACUACUACAAGAAGUUCAGAGGGCACAGCGUCGAACACGCGCUUCGCAAGAGCAAUGUGGACUUUGUGAAGUGGUCUUCCCAGGGCAUGUUGAGGAUGAACCCCGACGCCAUGAACGCCCUCUUCAAGCCCACCAUCGACCACAUCAUCCAGCAUCUCAAUGAGCUGUUUGAGCGGCCCGAGGUGAGCAACAUCAAGUUCCUCUUCCUGGUGGGGGGCUUCGCCGAGUCCCCGCUGCUGCAACAGGCGGUGCAGGUCAUGCUGCAGGGCCGCAGCCGCAUCAUCAUCCCGCACGACGUGGGGCUGACCAUCCUGAAGGGGGCGGUGCUGUUCGGCCUGGACCCCAGCAUCAUCAAGGUGCGCCGCUCGCCGCUCACCUACGGCGUGGGCGUGCUCAACCGCUUCGUGGAGGGCAAGCACCCGCCGGAGAAGCUGCUGGUGAAGGACGGCACGCGCUGGUGCACGGACGUGCUGGACACCUUCAUCGUGGCCGACCAGUCGGUGGCGCUGGGCGAGCUGGUGAAGCGCAGCUACACGCCGGCGCAGCCCGCGCAGCAGGUCAUCGUCAUCCACGUGUACUGCUCGGAGCGCGAGAACGCCGCCUUCAUCAGCGAGCCCGGCGUGCGCAAGUGCGGCACGCUGCGGCUGGACGUGAGCGGCACGGAGAGCGGCGCCGCCCGCCGGGAGAUCCAGACGCUCAUGCAGUUCGGGGACACGGAGAUCCGCGCCAUGGCGGUGGACGUGGCCACGCAGCGCACAGUGCGCGCCAGCAUUGACUUCCUCAGCCACUAGAGAGGCAGACGGGGGAGAGAGUGGGGAGCGGGCCAGUAUUUACU
Messenger RNA from Gadus chalcogrammus (walleye pollock), 2417 nucleotides. RefSeq names its product heat shock 70 kDa protein 12A-like. The coding region runs from base 361 to 2373 and encodes 670 amino acids. Lineage: Eukaryota; Metazoa; Chordata; Actinopteri; Gadiformes; Gadidae. The transcript has 12 exons. The record is from RefSeq and is a predicted model, not a curated record.